UGAAUUUGUGAAAGUCAGCAGGAAGUUUAGGAGUUUUCUUCCAUUUACUGUUCGUACAACGAGUUCCGGUGUCGGCAACAGUGCCGAAGCCGUAUAAUCCUUCACAGCUAAAACAAAACCGAAGAGAAUGGUAGCAGUUGCUUGGAGGUCUUUGUUGCCUGUAAUAAUAAUCUCUACUUUCAUAGUAUACGAAGAGUGGGUCUCAUUUCCUUCUUGCAAACUCCUUCCAAAUACCACCUUCAAUCUCGAUGAACAUGUCGGGAACGACGAUGAUUCGCCUGAGGAUCUUAAGGUUAUGUUGGUUGCCAACUUGCUCUUGCGUGGCACUGAAGCUGGUUUCUUCGACCUCUAUUUCAGAUAUUAUUACAUGUCAAAGUUUUUCAAGAAAUCUUUCCAGAGUUUGAACCCUGAUAUGCUACUAGUCUUAGGUGAUGUUUCUGCAAAAGGGUCAGAGUUGUCAAGAAGUACAUGGUUAUCGGUGCUUCAUCAGUUUAAUCACAUCUUGGGACCGUUUCUUGACCUCCCUUUACACGUUAUUCUUGGUGACAGGGAUGUUGGAGAGUGUAGUGGUCUUGAUGCAAAUUCUGUUAAUUGGAUAACUAGUAAUUUUCCAGGACUGGAUUCAUCGGGAUGUGGUGCUUUUGAAAUUAGCAAUAUCAGCUUUGUUUCACUUAAUGCUGUGGCAUUGCUUUGUGGUAACAAUAAACUUCUGUUUGAUGUUGAGAAGGUAAUAGAAAGGGAAAGUGUAGAUCUGCAAAUGGAAAUAAAAGGCACAGAUGAAGCAAAGAAUGAGUCUGCUAUGUUUAGGGAGCUGUCCUAUGGCUUUAGUUGGAGAGAAAAUGCUAUGACAUCUGGUUCUGGUCCUGUCCUAUUACUUCAUUUUCCCUUGUACCAGUCAGGAAACUCCUAUAAAAGGGAAGUUAGUACUUUCAAGUCUACCAUUGAUCCAUCAGGACAUGAUCCAGCUUCAGCAGAGAGCAGAGGCUUUUUGGGGACUGGCCCUUAUGGUCUAUCACAGACUGUCCCGCCAAACGCUACUGAAUACAUUUUUCAUGCUCUUAAACCUAGAUAUGGCUACAGGAAUGAAAGUAAUGAUGAUAGGAUCAUUUUUAGUGCCCACACACAUGAAUUUAGUGACCACACUCACCUAGAUGGGACCCGUGAGGUAACAGUCCCAGCCAUGUCAUGGACAGUGAGGGAUGAUCCAGGUUUUAUUAUUGCAACCUUCCGAGGGAACAGAAGUACAGUAAGUGUCACCUAUUGCUCUGUCGCUAGGGAAUCUCAUAUAUUAACAGCCUAUACUUCUGCUCUGAUUCUGUUUCUACUCCUUGUUAUUGUAUCAAAUACACUAGAAUUGAAAGGUUUAAGUUGAUGAUUGUGGAAUACCUCCCAAACAUUCGCAUUAUUCACAUCAGUGCCACAUUUCACAUUUUUACUGGCCUAGUAGCGCUUCAGCAAACAGACUUAACAGAGUUGGUGACUUGACUACAUAAUCUAAUCAUAUUUCAGGGGCCACAUUAAACAAAAUCUCUGUUCAGGGGCAAAAUA
This is a messenger RNA of Durio zibethinus, 1548 nucleotides long. The record is from RefSeq and is a predicted model, not a curated record. Lineage: Eukaryota; Viridiplantae; Streptophyta; Magnoliopsida; Malvales; Malvaceae.